Stylophora pistillata is the source of this 3809-nucleotide messenger RNA. RefSeq lists its product as uncharacterized. Gene Ontology annotation, biological process: protein dephosphorylation; cell-cell adhesion. NCBI's taxonomy places the organism in Eukaryota, Metazoa, Cnidaria, Anthozoa, Scleractinia, Pocilloporidae. The record is from RefSeq and is a predicted model, not a curated record. Gene Ontology annotation, molecular function: protein tyrosine phosphatase activity; protein binding.
UCGAUCAAACUAUGCUUGUUAACUAUGGACGAAUUUCUUGUCCGAAUUUUUACGUCCAGAGAACGUUUCUGCCAUUGGUUCUUCGUCAUUCUGCUGUCAGUGUCAUAUUCAUCAGUCCAAGGAGUUGCACCUGAAUUUAGCAGCAGCCCGCAGAAUGUGAGAGUAAUAGAAGAGAAUAAAGUCACAGUAACUCUGAACUGCACAGUUUAUGGAAACCCCACACCAGAUGUGAAAUGGACAAAAGAUGAAAUUGAACUAUCAAAAAAUGACAGGAUUAAUGUUUCUGAGAUUGUAGGAAACACUUCAAGUUUGACAAUUACCAAUACUGUGCGAGAAGAUGAGGGCCAAUAUAGAUGUGUGGCAAGUAACAGUGUAAAUACCACCAUCUCAUCUCCAGGAAAACUGACAGUUAACUUUAGAGCAGAUGUCGCAAUCAGUGGCAGUGAACUAAAGUUUGUUGAAAUAAGCAAACAGAUCCAGCUGACUUGCCAGUAUACUGCUUCACCACCAGUGUCAGAGGUACAGUGGGUAAAAGAUGGAAAUGUCAUUGCUAGAAAUAAAAGCGGGAUCGGCAUUGGAUCAGUGAAUAUUACACAGUUCACUGAAAAUCAAUCCCAGCUGAGAAUUUCAUCAAGUAAAAAGCAGGAUGAGGGAAAUUAUACCUGCUUUGUCAAAAAUGCGGUCGGUACCUCCUCAGAUGUUACAUCAGUUCUUAUACAAGUGAUACCAGACCCACCACAGAACAUUACUGUUGACUCAAAGGGUUCACGAGUUGUAAGUAUCUCCUGGACUCCUGGUUCUUCUGGAAACAGUGACAUUAAGAACUACACAGUGGAGAUCAGUGAAGAUAAUCAGAACUUCAGUGAUGUUGUUUGUCAAGGAUCACUCUCAAAUGGUGCCUGUGUAGUGUCCAGUCCCUCCACAACUGCCUCUCUUACCGGUCUUUUUCCUUGGACAACAUACAAUAUUAGAGUGUUUGCAACAAAUAAAAUUGGGAGAAGUAACAGCAGUUCCAUUCUAAAUGUUACCACAUAUGAAGAAGUGCCAAGUGAGGCUCCGUCUUUCGAUGUGACUGUUCUCAAUUCAACUGCGGUGAAUGUUUCCUGGCAGAUGCUGAGUAAGGACAAAGCUAGAGGUGCCAUCUUGGGCUAUUAUGUUUUGUACCGGGUUAAAGAAAACACCCCACCUUGGAUAAAUAAAACUGUUGGUGGAGCUGGAAUAACAUCACUGUUGCUGGGACCUCUAAAUGAACACACUAUGUACGAGUUUGCCAUGCAAGCGGUUAACAGUAAAGGUGUUAGUAAUAUAAGUGCUUUGGUGGAGAAGACUACCGAUCAGCAUAAGCCAAGCGGCCCACCAGAUCAAGUCACAUUGAGUGAAGUGACAUCUACUAGUAUAAAGGUAACAUGGACUUCCGUCGACCGCGACGAUCGAAAUGGAAUCAUCAAAGGAUACAAAGUACUUUAUCGAGCAUUACCAAACGGAGAUAACGUCACCACAUUCGACAAUGUCACCAUUGAGGAGCAGGGUACUGAACGAACACUAGCGAUAGAGGGACUGAACGAGUUUACAAAUUACAGCAUCAGGGUGUUAGCAUUUACUGUAGUCGGAGAUGGUCCAUUAAGUGGUGCCAAGUUUGCGAAAACACGGGAAGACAAACCCAAUCUCUCACCACAAGUUGUCAUAGUCACGGUAGUAUCUUCAAAAAGUAUUUUUGUUAGCUGGAGCCCAGUUCCUCUUCAAGAUCGAAAUGGAAUCAUCAAAGGCUACAGAGUUAUUUAUCAAGCCUUACCAAAUGGAAAUAACGAGACAGAGACCGUCAAUAUCACCACCAAUGAUCAGGAUAAAGAACAGACACUAACGUUAGAGGAACUGAAUGAGUUUACAGACUACAGCAUCAGAGUGUUGGCAUUUACUGCAGAAGGAGAUGGACCAUUAAGUGUUGCCAAGGUUAACCACACACUGGAAGACAAACCCAGUCUUUCACCACAAGCUGUCGUGGUUACUGUAGAAUCUUCAAGGAGUAUCAUCGUCAGCUGGAGCCCAGUUCUUAUUCAAGAUCGAAAUGGAAUCAUCAAAGGCUACAAAGUUAUUUAUCAAGCCUUACCAAAUGGGAAUAACGAGACAAAGACGGUCAAUAUCACCAUCAAUGAUCAGGAUAAAGGACAGACACUGACGUUAGAGAAACUGAAUGAGUUUACAAUCUACAGGAUCAGAGUGUUGGCAUUUACUGCAGUAGGAGAUGGACCAUUAAGUGUUUCCAAGGUUAACCAAACACUGGAGGACGAACCCAGCCUUCCACCACAAGCUGUCGUGGUUAUGGUAGAAUCUUCAAGAAGUAUCAUAGUCAGCUGGAGUCCAGUUCCUAUUCAAAAUCGAAAUGGAAUCAUCAAAGGCUAUCAAGUUAUUUAUCAAGCCUUACCAAAUGGGAAUAACGAGACAAAGACGGUCAACAUCACCAUCAAUGAUCAGGAUAGAGAACAGACACUGACGUUAGAGAAACUGAAUGAGUUUACAAACUACAGGAUCAGAGUGUUGGCAUUUACUGCAGUAGGAGAUGGACCAUUAAGUGUUGCCAAGUUUAAACAAACACUGGAGGACGAACCCAGCCUUCCACCACAAGCUGUCGUGGUUACUGUAGAAUCUUCAAGAAGUAUCAUCGUCAGCUGGAGCCCAGUUCCUAUUCAAGAUCGAAAUGGAAUCAUCAAAGGCUACAAAGUUGUUUAUCAAGCCUUACCAAAUGGGAAUAACGAGACGGUCAAUAUCACCAUCAAUGAUCAGGAUAAAGAACAGACACUGACAUUAGAGGAACUGAAUGAGUUUACAAACUACAGCAUCAGAGUGUUGGCAUUUACUGCAAUAGGAGAUGGAUCAUUAAGUGUUGCCAAGGUUAACCAAACACUGGAAGACCAACCCAGCCUUCCACCACAAGCUGUCGUGGUUACUGUAGAAUCUUCAAGAAGUAUCAUUGUCAGCUGGAGCCCAGUUCUUCUUCAAGAUCGAAAUGGAAUCAUCAAAGGCUACAAAGUUCUUUAUCAAGCCUUACCAAAUGGAAAUAACGAGACAGAGACGGUCAAUAUCACCAGCAAUGAUCAGGAUAAAGGACAAACACUGACGAUAAGGGAGCUGAAUGAGUUUACAAACUACAGCAUCAGAGUGUUGGCAUUUACUGCAGUUGGAGAUGGACGAUUAAGUGCUGCCAAGGUUAACCGGACACUAGAAGACAAACCUACUGCUGCCCCUUCAAAUGUUACAGGACGUAACACAAGCUCAACCAGCAUCUUAGUAGAGUGGGAUGAUGUUCCAGCUUUUGAACAGAAUGGUAUCAUCACGAAUUACACCAUUUUUUACCGCUCACAAUCAGAGGGUGACAAGUGAAGUGCUGAGGCUGGCCCCGAUAACCGUACAAAGCAAUUAACGGUUCUUAGAAAGUAUGUCAAUUACAACAUCACAAUACGAGCGUCGACUUCGAAAGGCGAUGGACCAGAGAGUAGCCCUGCUAUUGUUGUAAGAACAGACCAGGAUAAACCUAGCGGUGCACCUCAGAAUUUAAGUGUUGCCAAUACGACUUCAACAAGCAUAUUUGUCAUGUGGAAGGAGGUUCGGUCUGCUGAACAGAAUGGAAUUAUUGUCCGUUACAACGUCAGCUAUCGGGCAGUCCUUGAAAAUGGAUCUGGUGGGGCUAUUGUGUAUAAGUUAAUUGAUGCUCCUAAACUGUACGUGAACCUGACCGGCCUAACAAAGGAUAUGCAUUACAGUAUCAGCGUUUUGGCAUCCACAAUCAAAGGUGACGGGAAUUACAGCAACCC